Cucumis melo (muskmelon) is the source of this 882-nucleotide messenger RNA. RefSeq names its product probable nucleoredoxin 1-1. Lineage: Eukaryota; Viridiplantae; Streptophyta; Magnoliopsida; Cucurbitales; Cucurbitaceae. The transcript has a single exon. Bases 149 to 685 code for a protein of 178 amino acids. The record is from RefSeq and is a predicted model, not a curated record.
AUGGCGAUGAAGACGGAAAGAAUUAAUCACGUUGACCAUAAAAAACACCCACCCCAUUAUUCCCUCUUCACCUUUACUUUCUUCCACUCUUAAUCCUCAAAACACAUCUUCAACACACAAAACAAAAGAAAAAACAGAGCACACAGAAAUGCUAAAGCAACAUUUCAGCCACCCCCACCCACUGGCCGCCGCAAAGGUGGUGGAAGACGACGGAACUAUCUGCUCCGGCUGCGAAUUCCCACUUUCCGGUGCCGCCUACAAGUGCACAAAGCCCAAAUGCGAAUUCCAUCUCCACCAACUCUGUUUCGCCCUCCCACCGGAGAUCCACCACCCCUCUCACCCAAAACACCCUCUCAUCCUCACUGGAUCUCCGCCAUACGUCGACGGGGAGUUCGCCUGUGAUGGCUGUGGUGACGUGGGCUCCGGCUUCAUCUACCGGUGCCCACGAUGCCAGUUUGAUCUACACAUCCACUGCGCCGCCUUGCCGGAGACGUUGGUCGGGAAAAACCACGAUCACCCUCUCCGGCUUGUGUUCGAGUCAAAAGGGAAAGGAUUUUGCUGCGGUGUUUGUGAGGAAGGUUUCGGAAGAGGUGGUUGGGUUUAUUACUGCGGGGUUUGUGAUUUUGGGGUUCAUGUUCACUGUUUCGUGGCUGAUGAUGAGGAUGAAGAUGAAGAAAUGGAGUGAUUUUGAUGGAGAUGAAGAUGAAGAUGAAUUUGGUUGGUCUUUUCUACUCAUAUUUUGUAAUUGUAUAGAUGAAUUUCAGCGUUGUGGAGAUUUUGGCCUAUAUGUAUCUUGAUCUGCGUUGGAUCAUGGGUUUUUUCUUAUCACAUGUUUCUUUUCCAAUCAAUUUACUCUAUCAAAAAGGAUCAAGAUUAGCUAAA